UCUUUGCAACUUGAAAAAUUUCACAUUUUACUUGAAAGUCACAAAAAUCGACCCUUAGGAUUUAUUUAUUGAUUGAUUGAUUGUCAUUUUUGGGCCUGGUUGCUGCCCCUAGUUUUUCGAAAGGUUUCCCUGUAAUCCUGGUGUUAAAAGUUGGUGUUUAAUCAAUUUAUAAUUUGUCACAAUGGACAAAAUUCAAGUGCUGGGAAAAUACAUGCUUUUUAAAUUAAUUAAUUAAUUUAUUUAUUUUUUGGGGGGGGUGCCUUUUCCAGGUCCAGUUCCGAUGCCCCUGGUUUGCCUGGAAAGUUUCCUGGCACUCAGACCUGAAAGUUUGCUUUAGAAAUUUGAAGUCACCUUUGGUUAUAUACCCCUUAAUCACAAUGUCUCGAAGGGCUUAUUAGGCCCACAUUUCAUACUCAAAACAUCUCCUACUCAAGAGGACCCCCUCUGGGCAAGCACAAACUCAGAAAAGCCAUUUUUGGGUAAAGCAGGAAACCUCAACAGGACCAGGCUACAAUGGAUAGAGAGAGUGCUAAACACCAUGAGCCCAUUUAACGAAAUGAAAUGCCACAAGUAGAAACUUCUGAAGAAGUGUUCCUCAGGUCUUGUCCGAGUCAGUUGAGUUAGAAUUCCCCAGUGCCACAGCUUCAUUUUGCUCAUCACCACCUAUCCAACUCCUUGAGGAGAGGGGCGAAAUUACAGGAAAACAGCCCCAAAAAAUUGUGACAUCCCCUAGCUGUUGAAAUUAACUCAACCUCCACCCCUGGGUGAAUAACCCCCCCGCCCCCUAAUUUCCAGGUCUAGCCCCUCUUGUUUGUCUGUGAAGAGAUUCAUGUCACUGCAGGACUUUUUUUUUCCAACUAUUUGGAAAAAGUUAAGAUAUUGUGACAGCUUUCGAAAUAUCAUCAAAAAAACCCAGCAACCAUUAAAAAUGAUGUUUUACCAUUUCCAGCUCUGACCAGUCAAGGAUUAUCUUUGUGUUCCGAAGCCAAGGCAAAGAUGCUGAAAGACGGGAAGCUGUUGAACAGAAUACAAAGUGCACUAUAUAUGAAUAUCAUGUCAUCAAAAGGAAAAGGCAGACAUACAAGUAGGCAUAUUCAUCAAGUGCGUCAUCAUGUGCCCACAUAGACAGAAGGGACCAGGACAUCUGCUGCGUGAUGCACCGCCAGCUUGCCUCCAGGCCCUGAAGGGCUCACGCUGUGGAUCACUGCCAUUUUGCUGUAACACCUCUGUCUGAUGUACUAUUAUAUACUCAAAACAGCAUGUAAACAAUUUUCUCAAACUUUUUUCCUCAGGGUGCCAGGUGAGCUGGACCCUAUUCCAGCUGACUUUGGGCGACAGGUCACCAGCCAAUUACAAAGCGCAAUUGCGUUCAUGCUCACAUUCACACCUAUUGAGCGUUUGGAGUCCUCAAUGAACCUAACAUGCUGCUUCAUAGCUAUCAUAAAAUAUUCAAAUGUAUUUUCUUUCUAGCAGGUUCCUGUUCAGAUUUUGUUAGACAUAAAAUAUAAUGUGACAUUUAAAAAAUAAUCUUAACUAAAACUGUUGAACUGGUUAGAAAAUCUUUUUUUUUUUUUUAAAUAAUCCUUUUUCAUGAACAUUCUUAUCAAGCUGUAUCUCACUACAAUUGCAAUAAGCUUGUUGAUAUAGUGGGGCUAGUAUUUAUCCAGAAACGUAUAAAUAAAUGUUUUAUUAUUGUAUUAGUCAUAAAAAUAUGUAAAAUAUAAAGUAAAUAUAUAUAUAUAUAGUAAAUAGUAUGUCAUAAUAUAUUUUCGUUGUAUUUCCAAUAAUUCCACAACUUUUGAGGUAUGUGGGAAUUGUUUGGUUUUUUGACAGAAAUAUUAAACUCAUAAAAACAUGUAUUAAGAUAAUGUUCAAAUACUGCUCAUAUUAGUACAUAGUGUGAAAAUGUGCCUUUUCAAGCAGUUCCCCACAAUUUUGGUGUUAAAAAGACAAACAUGUACUGUACAUUUGAUUGCCAUCAAUGGUUGACACUGGAUUUUAGUGUCAAAUAUACCUAUUAAAUUAUUGACACGUUUUGUAACCUGAGUCUGUUAAUUCUAAAUAAGAAUUUAGCGGAACUAUAGUAAGCAUUGAAAUGACAGAAAACAUUAUUUUCAAAAGCAGUUUCCCCCCCCCACUCCCCACCUCAUGUUCUGAAAUGAUCUCAAAUGUUAAUGUUUUACUGUCAAUGCAAACAUUUAAUUUUUUUGGAAGCCACAUUGUUGCAGUGCUGCAUGGUGAUGAUGCAUGACGUCACGAGCAUCCAGCAGCAUCUUCCUCCUCCUCUUCCUCCUUGAGCCGCUACCACCCCCAGCGCCUGUGACCCUCUCGCCUCCGCAGUCCACAAGACCCUCCGCACCGGCCACCAACAUGCGCUCCUGCUCGGGCUUGCUCGCGGUGCUCCUGGCGGCGCUCGCGGCCGCCGCGUCCUCCCCGGAGGCCUUCGACAACCAGCUGGGGGACAUCGGCUACUGCAAGAAGCAAUGCCAGCUCGCCGUCAAAAACAAAGGCCCUGCUAAAGAGUCCGUAAUGAACGCCUGCCACCGCGGCUGUCGUCUCUACUCCAUCUGCCAGUUUGUCAACGGCAACGCUGGCUUCAACACCAGCAAGGACGAGUGUCAGGGAGCUUGCCAGGAGGCUUAUGUCAAACUUGUGGAGCAGGAGGCGUGCAGCACCGGCUGCGCCAGCCAGCCCUCGGAACCCGAAAUCAAGAGGAGGAAGCUCAAGGCCAUGACCCUCCGCCCCAAGGUGCCUUCCAUCAUGGAGGCCGUGUCCAGUUGGUGCAACGACAUCGUCAGCUCUGCCCAGAGCUUCAUCUCCUCCACCUGGACCUUCUACCUGCAGGCCGACGAUGGCAAGGUUGUCGUUUUUCAGAGCCAACCUGAGCUGGAGUUCUCUCUCCCCGAGCUGCAGGCUCCUCGCUCCAACAUGGCCGACAGCCCCUGGCCGCAGGUGCACUCGCACACGCAGAAGCCUCAUGGUGUGAGGGGGCGUGGCGAGAAAGCGGGAGCCAAAGCGGGAAGCAGAGGCAAACAUCAGGUCCAGCGCACCGACGACUCCGCCGCCUCGGCCGAGCACGACUUCCUGGGCUGCAUGUCCAGGCGUUCGGGUCUUCCCCGAUGGAUUUUGGCGGCGUGCCUCUUCCUGUCCAUCAUGGUCAUGCUGUGGCUCAGCUGCGCCAGCCUGGUCACCGCACCCGAGCAGCACAUCAAGGCGCAGCUGAGCAUCAACGGUGACAACGCGUUCCUGGACGACAAUCAGGUGAAGGGGAAUCCGUACCACCUGAGCCCGCUGCUGGCCGUCAGCGUCAAGUUGCCGGCGGCCGAGGACAGCCAGGAGGCCGGGCCUCUGCCGGUCAAGGUGGACCUCGACAAGACGCGCGUCUAGAAACUUUUGGGAUUCCUUUCACUCAGUCACUUGAUUUUUUUUUUGUUUUUUUUUUUUAAGGAGCACGUCACUCUCCAAAUCAUUUUACACCGUUAAUACUCCCUGUGGAUGUUAAUUUGAUUGCACGCCCUGUCUGAGCGCUAGCAUCUCUUUUCUAAAUUGAUUUCAUAUCAUUUCGAAAUUGAUGUCACGUUGACUUUGACACCGAAUCACAGUCAUGAGCAAUCAAGUAGAGAGAAACAAAGCCAGGUGCAGAACUCACCUUUGUACUCAUGGAGCGCGACCUCGUAAUGUGUCGUUGAGAUGAACAGGAAGUAUUGUAUUUCUUCUGAAUGAUUGAAAUGCCAUGCAAAGUCAUUGAGCUGCUUGUAAUAUACAGUACAUUGUAACCUAGACAUAGAGUAUUAUUUACCAAGGAUUAUCAGAGCCGCACUGAAAAUAAAACACAUAUACUAAGAGAAACUCAUAAAGUUGUAUUUUUCAAGAAGGAGCUCAGUAUUAUAAUUUUUUAAGUAAAGGAAUAGCUUUUUUUAAAUCGAGGGGGGGGGGAAAAAUCACAUACAAAAAAUUUACUUUUUCUUGAAAAAAAAAAGAAGUAACGUUCUCCCACAAAGUAUGUUUUUUUUUUUUCAUAAAUUAAUUGAACUUUUUUGGAAGCGGAGUUUUCCCCCUCAGUUUUUGGGGGAGAAAAGUCUGAUUUCUUUUCAGCAAUUUUUUUGUUUUGAAAUUAAAACAUUUUUGCAGGAAAAAUUCCUACUACUUCAAGACUGACAUAUUUUUCUUGAAAGAAAAUGCAUACUAUUAAGAAAAAAAGAUGACUUUAUCCUUUUAAUUUUACAUGUUUUUACUAAUUGAACUUUUUGUAUAACAAAACAAAACAAAUCCAACCUUUUCUCUAAAAGUAAGACGACAAAAAAAAGACUUUUUUUUUUUAAGAAAAAUCUGACAAUUCGCAUAUUAGAUAUUCUAUCUAAUAAAAAGUCGAAGUUCUUGUAUCUUUGUUUUUUUUCUCAUAAAAUAUUUUUUUCAGUAGGUGUUUGACCUUGAAAAAUUUACGUUUUCAAAAAAAAAAAAAAAAGAAAAUAGACUCAUUUUCCAAACAGUGAGACUUUUUUCACCCAAGAUAGAAAAAGUCCUAAUUUUUCCAGAAUGCUAAAGCUUAAUUUUGUUAAAAAUCUGACUUCUUGUUUUUUCUGACUUUAUUCACACAAUUUUAAGUUUUAUCUUUAAAAAUAAAAAAAAACUUCAUUUGUGUAACCUUACAACUUUUUCCCUUUAAAAAAACAACAACACAUAUUUCGUCAGAUUUCUUUCUAAAAUAAAAAUAAAAAAAACCCCAGACUUUAUCCUCUUAAUAUUCAGGAUUUUACCUAAAUAAAUGUAAUCAGUUCUUAUAAAAUUACGAUAAAAAACAUCAUGGUAAAAUAAAAAUAAAAGUCAAACAAUAUGACUUUCUUCGUGAGAAAAACCAAAAAAUGUUUUUCUCUCUCCAACAAAAUCUGAUUAUUCAGCCAAAAUGACAAUCUUUCGAUCUCGAAAAAACCACCUUUUGAUUCUUGUCCAAUUACAACUUUAUUCUCAGAACCUUGCAACUUUUUUUUCCUCUCAUAGUAUAGUUAUUUGUUCUUGUCAGUGUGGCCCUAAUAGCCCUUGGCAAUUCUUGUGUAUUUAGGAUGACAAUGAGCUGUUUGAAGUACCGUAUACUGUACGUGCCACGUGCUUUCUAAGUCAACAGCCGACUAUUUUGUAUGUCCCCUGAGCACACAAGUGUGCUACAUCCAAACAGACAUCUUUUGUCAUGGGGCCCAGUCGGACAGAGCUCGAGACUUUCCGUUCUUUGUGCUUUUUGCUGUCCUGUAAGCGCUCUUGGAAUCCCCCAAAUAAAGCGUGCAUGCCGAGUCAAGCUUUGAUAGUUGAAUCCUGAUCGCCCGACGCUCCCCGAAGGCCCGGCUCGCCUCCGCUGUAGAUUUGUCACCUUUUUUUGUGUGUGCUCCUCUUUACUGUAAACAUGAUUAGAACAUGUAUUAUAACAAGAAUAAUAAUGAUAAUAGUAAGGAAUGCCGAUAUCAUCAGAAGGACUUUUCAACAGCAACAACAAAAGCCAUUUAAUCUAACGUGAGCAUAUAUCAAAAACAAAAAAUAUGAUGUGAAUUUACAACUGUUGUGUUGUUUCCUUUUUACUGCUCAGCUCAUUUUCAAUGAAACAAUAAUUGCAACAUAAUGAAUAAAGUGUUUUCAUGGACAAAAACAAA
Molecule: messenger RNA, 5639 nt
Organism: Phyllopteryx taeniolatus (common seadragon)
Lineage: Eukaryota; Metazoa; Chordata; Actinopteri; Syngnathiformes; Syngnathidae
Gene: tmem59l
Product: transmembrane protein 59-like
Exons: 8
Coding region: 2248-3387 (379 amino acids)
Source: RefSeq, a predicted model, not a curated record